AUGCGUUUACAUUUCUGGCGCAGUAAAUCUCGUAGAGUGCACAGGUGGUCCCGUGUGGGUUAUCGUGGCCUCCUGUUGGCUUGUGCAUCAUGCACAAUCCUCAUUAUGUUCCUAGUGCUGGAAUGCCUUUGCUCCGGCUUGAAGCUGCAGCGUGCUUCUUCUGGGACUGGUAGUGAUCACCGCCGACCCCAACACGCGCCGUCACCGCAAACAAACCCAGUGGAACUGGGAAACUCGGUGAGAAAAAUGGCGUAUGUCGUUGUUAUCAGCGGUGAGGCUUAUGUUGACGGUGCCCUUGUGGUGGGCUUCUCACUGACGAAGCACUCCAUUUACGCUGCGCGAGGGGCCGUGGAUCUCGUUCUGGUCGUACCGGAGGGUCGGAUUUCAAUGGAGAGUCGCGAGCGGCUUCGCUGUGCCGGGUGGAAUCACAUCAUUGAAGUCUUGGACUUGUCUGUUUACGCACCGAAAGCGAAUCUAAAAGACACACUUUCGAAGUUGCAUGUAUUCAACCUCACCUCGUACUCCCGAGUGGCGAUGUUUGACGGGGACAUGUUGCUGAUCCGCAACCCGGACAGAAUCUUCGACACCAAACUGCCCAAUAAGGAUCACGUGGGGGCCAUUGGAAGCCAUUCCGGAAGUUAUUUCCAGACGGGAGUUAUGCUUUUGAUACCAUCCCGUGAAGUGUUUCUCGUCUUGCUGCACAAGCUGAAAACUGAUCGGCGGCAGCAAGACCAUGGUAGCAGGGAUGGCCGCAUUAUUCGUGAUUAUUUUAAAUCACGGUACGUCAUGCUGGAUCGCUUUCUUGGCAUUCACAUCCACUCAGGCGACCCUCUUAUUGAUCGUGCCAUUGGACUGCACUACCGCGGUGGAUGGAAGCCGUGGUAUAACAGAGAAGAUCCCCCGAAUUUAGCGAUUUCUUCCACAGCAAAUGGACCCGGACAAGAAGUUGGAGCAGCGUAUCGCCUUUGGUGGGAGGCGUAUGAGAAGUUGCACGUCACGUGUAUGGCAAUACGAGAUGCGAUUGGGUCUCCAACUCGAGAUGCCAACGCUCCUGCGGGAUACGAUCCCACGGAAAGCAUGUGGCUUAUGCGGCACACAGCUCAGAGUUACGUGCAGUUGAUGGAGUGGAAAGAAGUGCUGCGACGUAAUGUGACAGUUGCCGGGCUGCGAGUGGUGGAAUCCGACGAAGGUGCCUCCUGCGACGAGGCGUGUGGCGCGGAUGGGUUGAAGUGCAUGGAAAAAGCAUUGAGCUUUCUUCGUGUCAACUCUCUGACGUCGUUGCGUAUUGUAUUUCUCUGCAACUACACAUCAUGGGAUAUUCCAAAGCCGUACCAGCCCUCUUUCAACGUUAGGACGCAGACCUGUCACCUCAACUCCUUAUAUGGAAAGCGAGAGAGGCCAACAUGCGCUGCGAAAGCUCUUUUGCAUCGUCGUUUGUGUGCAUGCAUCAUGGAAUCGGAGUAUCGUGAGAACCCCUUAUCUGUCCCCUCCACCUCGGAAGUCUCCUCGCAGCCACCGCUCGAAACAAAAACACGUUCCGGUGAGGAGCCGAAAAUGGCAAACACGAAUAAUGACACCGUUGCCUGCUCAAAUUGGUUUCCGCAGUCUAUGUAUGGAGCUGAGGCAGCGAUGCGCAGUAAGAAAUGUGCGUCAUUCCUUUCCCAGUGGGAUUCUGUAAAAGCAAUACCGCGCCAAAUUGAUGCCCGCACAAUCAAACUUUGCUUUAAAUAUAAAAAUGGGAUCAGUGCAAUCGUAAAAAUUGAGCAGUUGUCAUUUCCUCUUGAACCCCAUGCAGAGUAUGGCGCCUAUGUAACGUCACUACUGUUGGGGCUUGGCAUGGUGCCGCCCACGGAACUUCUCCGUGUGCCAAAAUCGAUCAUUCGCAAGGCGUUAAUGGCCGAAACGGAUGCGACUGAGCGGCGCUUUUUUCAGGACGAACUGCCAUGGAUUCGUGCCCCAAAUAAUUUGGACAUGUUAACUGUAAGUGUGCAGCUGUGGGUGCCGGAUGGCUUGGUUUCGUUUGGCAAUGCGGUGCCGCCCAUCACACGGCACACCUUUGACUUGUGGUUACAAAACAAACAACACAAUAAAACCGACUUUGCCACUGAUAAGGUGAUGUUUGAUGUUGCAACCAUGUUGUUUUUUGACUACAUCAUAGCCAACGAGGAUAGAAGUUUUACUCAUAAUGCCAAUGUGAUAGUAAAAGAGGGUACAACACAGCUUGUCCUCCUUGAUCACGGCAAGGGCCUUCAUAGUGAUUCAGCGGAGGUGCAACAAAAUCCUUAUUUUUCUUCAAGAAAUACGGUUGCUGGGGAAGCGGGGGCAAAGCCAACGCCCAUGUGUAAGCUACCAAAGUUUAUAUUGCGUCAGGCGUUGUGUCUUUCUGGGAAACGCUACAAGCCAUUUUUAUCCCUCUUGCCGCAUGGUGGUGCGGAUGGGGAUGAUAAAAUAUCCAACAGUCAAACCCUGGCAGGGCAGCUGCUGCGUGUCACGCCGUCGAAUAACGUCUCAUGGAAAGUGCUAGAGAAGAACAUUCUGGCCGUACAACUUCGGUUGGAGAAGGCCCUGGAGCAUUUUGCAAGGUGUGCGGAGGUGUUUGGAUUGUCACAUGUCAUUGGUGAAUGA
Trypanosoma cruzi is the source of this 2625-nucleotide messenger RNA. RefSeq names its product glycogenin glucosyltransferase, putative. Lineage: Eukaryota; Euglenozoa; Kinetoplastea; Trypanosomatida; Trypanosomatidae. The coding region runs from base 1 to 2625 and encodes 874 amino acids. The transcript has a single exon. The record is from RefSeq and is a predicted model, not a curated record. Gene Ontology annotation, molecular function: glycosyltransferase activity.